AUGUCCCACAAUGAAGUCAAUCCCCAGCGAUUGAGCCCAGGCAUUUCCAUUCCAGACCCGACAAGCUUCUCCAACUUCCAACGCCACAUUUACCAAUCCUUCCAUCCACCUCUGUUCUCAACGAACCCCACAGAAUGGGAAUCCCUCGCCAAAGAGAACAUCCCCGCUGCCAACUUUGGCUACGUCUACGGCUCCGCCAGCAGCGCUUCCACGGCGAAAGCCAACGAUGAAGCCUUCAAUCGAUACCGUCUCAAACCGCGGUUUCUUGUUGAUGUCACGAGACGCGAUGUAGGCGUCGAAUUGUUUGGUACAAAGUAUAAGAGUCCCAUUCUGGUUUCACCAAUUGGUGUGCAGAGCAUUUUGCAUUCGGAUGCCGAGGAGGCGACUGCCAGGGCUUGCCACCGCGUUGGUGUGCCCAUGGUCUUGUCGACAGCUGCGACAAGGUCAAUCGAAGAGGUUGCCAACGCUAAUCAGGAUGGCGAUCGGUGGUUUCAGCUUUAUUGGCCAAAGCCUCAAUAUGAGGAUGUCACAGCUAGUCUUCUCGCUCGGGCGAAAGCGUCAGGCUAUAAGGUUUUAGUCGUGACGCUCGACACCUUCAGUCUUGGUUGGAGACCGACUGAUCUCGAUACAUCUUAUCUGCCUUUUAUCUGGGGUCAGGGCUGUCAAGUUGGCUUCUCAGAUCCUGUCUUCAACAAGAUGUUUGACGAGAUGCAAAAGAACGAUACCCGAAGUCUGGGUGAGAAGAUGGCUGAACUGUGGUCGAUUAUGAGAAGGCCUGGCACUGUCUUUGGUGCUGCAAGGGUUCUUGCCAACGCGAAGACCAUGGUCAAGUCGAAGGCCUGGAUUGAUGUGAUCAACUCGGGCACAUACCGCGAAUGGGCCCAUCUCAAGAUUCUCAAAGAACUUUGGGACGGACCAAUAGUUUUGAAAGGAAUUCAGACCGUUGAAGAUGCACGUUUGGCAAUUGAUCACGACAUGGACGGCAUCAUCGUAUCCAACCACGGAGGCCGUCAGCUCGACGGCGCAGUAGCAUCACUUGAUGCCCUAGCCGAGAUUGCGGCAGAUGAGAAGGUCAAGGACUCAAACUUGACAAUCAUCUUCGACAGUGGCGUGAGGAAUGGUUCAGAUAUUCUCAAAGCUCUGGCCCUUGGAGCCAAGGCUGUUUCAAUCGGUAGACCUUAUGCGUAUGGCCUUGCCGCGGGUGGACAGCAGGGUGUUGAGCAUGUGUUGAAGUGCUUGUUGGCGGAUAUGGAUAACAUGCUGGCUAACGUUGGCAAGAAGAAUAUUCAGGAUCUGAGUCGGCAUGAUCUUCAGAUACUGCCUCUGUCUAAGCUUUGA
Molecule: messenger RNA, 1338 nt
Organism: Fusarium coffeatum
Lineage: Eukaryota; Fungi; Ascomycota; Sordariomycetes; Hypocreales; Nectriaceae
Exons: 1
Coding region: 1-1338 (445 amino acids)
Molecular function (GO): oxidoreductase activity; FMN binding
Source: RefSeq, a predicted model, not a curated record